AACCCAAAUCCUCUUAGUCGCCAAAGAGUUCACAGGUUCAGCAAAACGAAUUCAGGUUUCCAUCAGAAUCGAGAUUUCGAGAGAGAAAGAAAAGCCACGGAGCACAAAGAGAUUAUCAAAUAUCACAAACAGUCAAUCAUCAUCAUCAUCAUCAUCAUCAUGUGGCUCUUCUAUCUGAUCUCGUUUCCGUUAACCCUAGGCAUGGUUGUGCUUACGCUCAAGUACUUUGCUGGUCCUGAUGUUCCUCGCUAUGUCUUCUUCACCGUCGGCUACACUUGGUUCUGCUCUAUCUCCGUCAUCAUACUCGUACCUGCCGACAUUUCUUCCACAAUAAUUGGUCAUGACAAUGGAGGUAUCUCUUUCUUUUGGAGCUGGUCAUAUUGGAGUACUUUCUUGCUUACUUGGCUAGUUGUGCCCUUGAUUCAGGGGUAUGAGGAUGCUGGAGAUUUUACUAUGAGAGAGAGACUGAAGACAAGCAUCCAUGUGAACUUAGUCUUCUAUCUUAUCUUGGGUUUGAUUGGGCUUGUUGGACUUAUUUUGCUCAUAAUGAUGCGAAACGACUGGAGUGGAGGUGUACUGGGUCUGGCCAUGGCAUGUUCAAAUACUUUUGGUCUUGUUACUGGUGCAUUUCUACUUGGUUUUGGGUUGAGUGAGAUUCCAAAGACUAUUUGGAGAAAUGCUGACUGGACCACUCGCCAAAAGGUUCUUUCUCAUAAAAUUGCCAAAAUGGCUGUGAAGCUUGAUGUGGCUCAUCAAGAGUUAUCAAAAGUGAUAGCUGUGGCUCAGGAAACAUCAAAACAAAUGUCCAAGCGUGAUCCAUUUAGGCCCUACAUGAAUAUUAUCGAUGAUAUGAUAUAUCAAAUGUUACAUGAAGAUCCAUCCUUCAAACUAGAAGGAGGGCGUUUGGGGGAUAAUGAUAUGGAUUAUGAUACAGAUGAAAAGACUAUGGCAACAUUGAGGCGCCAUUUAAGAGAAGCUCGUGAGGAAUAUUAUCGAUAUAAAAGUCAGUAUUUGACAUAUGUUAUCGAAGCCCUGAAAUUAGAAGACACCAUAAAGAAUUAUGAACAACGUGAUGAGACCAGGUGGAAAUACGUUUCAAGCUUCAGACCUGGGCGGAGUGGCACAUUAGGAGGCUAUCUUGAUACAAUGGAAUUAAUAUGGAGAUGCAUUGUGUGGAGGCAACUGGAGAAAGUGUUUGCUGUGAUUCUUGGGUGCAUGUCAGCAGCAAUUCUUUUGGCUGAGGCAACUCUCUUGCCUAGUGGUCUUCAUCUAUCUGUUUUUUCCCUUUUGAUCAACUCCUGCGGAACACAAGAUAUGCUUGUACAGGUUGUUGCAUUUGUUCCGCUUUUCUACAUGUGCAUUUGUACAUACUACUCACUAUUCAAAAUUGGCAUGCUGACAUUUUAUUCAUUUACACCAAGACACACAAGCUCUGUUAGCUUGCUUAUGAUAUGCUCGAUGGUUGCACGCUAUGCCCCUCCAAUUUCCUUCAACUUUCUCAAUCUCAUUCGUCUUGAUGGGAAGAAGACCAUCUUUGAGGAGAGGAUGGGAAAUAUCGACAAUGCCGUGCCUUUCUUUGGGAAAGGAUUCAACAAAUUAUAUCCACUUAUUAUGGUUGUAUAUACCAUCCUGGUUGCAAGUGGUUUCUUUCACAACAUAAUAAAUUUUGUUGGAAAAUGGAAGAGGAUCGCAUUACAAAAUGAAGAAGACGAUCUUGAUGGUGUUGAUCCAUCAGGAUUAAUUAUUCUGCAAAAAGAGCGAGCUUGGUUGGAACAAGGACACAGAAUUGGUGAAGAGGCUGUUCCAUUUGCAAGAGAUUUCAGUGAUACAAGCGUGGAGAUAGAAUCGGGAAACAGUAGCAUGGGUAGAUAUGAGGUUAAAUCGAAGCUGCUAUCAAACAAGAAUGAAUCCGAGAGUUCAUCUAGACAUCAACGGAGCCGAGAAGCCAUUACUAGCAAGUAUGCUGCCAUCAGGGAACAAACCAGACAAACUUCCAAUCAUAAUAACAUUAACAACAACAUAUCAUCAACCAAAGUCUCCUUGCUUGAUGCCAACACCAUUACAGGAUCACCUUCAUCUUCCAAACUAUCAUCAACAUGGUCGUCAAUCAAAUCAGGCCUUCAUGAUUGGAAACUAAACAUAAAUUCUAAACAAUACAUUCCCUUGCUUCAAGUUGAUGAUUCCAAGUCUUCUUCUGAUUCCCUCGAUGAAAUCUUCCAUAAACUUAAACGACCCGUUGUUGAAGACGGAGAUGCAUGUGAUUAGCUUCAUAAAACAUACUUCUAAUCGAUUAAAAAAACUUCAUUAGAUGUACAUGUUUUACAAGUGUGUUGUAUCCAAAGGUUAUAUUUCACAGAUGUGGGUUCUUGCGCCAAAAACCUGCGUCUCCAAUUUGCUGGAAUGAGACUUGGUUUGAUCUUGAUGUCAA
Messenger RNA from Lactuca sativa (garden lettuce), 2428 nucleotides. RefSeq lists its product as uncharacterized. The record is from RefSeq and is a predicted model, not a curated record. NCBI's taxonomy places the organism in Eukaryota, Viridiplantae, Streptophyta, Magnoliopsida, Asterales, Asteraceae. Gene Ontology annotation, cellular component: membrane.